Messenger RNA from Pararge aegeria (speckled wood butterfly), 420 nucleotides. RefSeq lists its product as uncharacterized. The transcript has 2 exons. The coding region runs from base 1 to 288 and encodes 95 amino acids. The record is from RefSeq and is a predicted model, not a curated record. Lineage: Eukaryota; Metazoa; Arthropoda; Insecta; Lepidoptera; Nymphalidae.
AUGAGGUCUGUCGUGCUGUGUCUGGUGCUGGUAGCGGCAGUGGCGGCGGCUCCUCCGCAGCGCGAGGGUGCCGUGUACAGCAAGGAGGCCAUCAAGCAGGCGCAAAGCACCUUCCUCAUACCCAAGGACGCUGUCAUACAAAAGGUACAAGAAGGUGUGGAGCUUGCAGCAUACGAAUCUAUCCCUGGCAACCAAAAGAUCAACCUUUUCGAAAUCCUUGGCGACCAGCUGCCUUCAGAAGUGAUCAACAACCUACAGUCUCAGAUUGACCACGUGGGUCAGCAAUAGACUGUAUAGUUAUACAAGAUAUUUAUAGUUCGAAACCAGUAACGAAAAUAAGACCCUUUCAAUUCAAGCGCAGUAAUUAUUAGACUGCUAAUUAAGACUGCAAGAGACAGCUCUACUUUCUGUGAGGUAGCA